Thlaspi arvense is the source of this 1299-nucleotide messenger RNA. Lineage: Eukaryota; Viridiplantae; Streptophyta; Magnoliopsida; Brassicales; Brassicaceae. The record is from the annotation of a GenBank genome assembly.
AUGAGGGAUAUCCCACCUGUGAACGCUGUUCCUAAUUUCGAAGCACAUUCUCUGCAAGAACCCUAUAACAACAACUCAAUGUUUUACGGGCAUCCACAGUACCAUCACCAAGAUGCUUCAAAUCUUGGUCCUGACAUGUCGGGCGCGCCGAAUUACUAUCUCCCUUAUCCGGCUUUUCAAGCUCCACCGAGCCAGCUUUUACCUCACGGAGUUUCGUUCGCUGAACAGGAGAGGAUUGCUCAUUUUAUGAUGGGUCACGGUUACAAAAGAAAGAGUGCUGAAGUAAUACCAAGAAAUGCUCUGUAUCUAAACACUGCUGCAGCAGCUCCUUGUUCUUACCCGGAGACAGCACCUUCCUCGUUCCCACAGUUUGGUAAUUAUCCACAACCACUAGACCAGAGAAGUGUGAGGAACAGGGCAGGAGCAGCUACAGUCUCUCAUGGUCACAACAGUUUCAUUCAAGGAAACUAUGCAGCUCAUCCUUUUCCACCUCCUGCAACAAUCUGGUAUGACCAGCAUUGUAAUGGCAGCAACAGAUCUGAUGGAUCGUCUUCGCAUUGGUCCCAACCACCCUCUGGACCUUAUAUGCAUGGUAACGGUGUUACUGGCUCCAUAGACUCUGGUAAUGUCUACCCUGGGCACAACUAUGUAAGCCAUCAUCCAGUACCUCCUCCUCCCAACGUAUACCAUCACAUGGCUCCAGCCUCAUACGCUGUUCCCGAGACUAUGCAUGAUGCUUCAUACGGUCAUGUGGGGUUUAGAAUAAACCAGCAACAUCCCCAAUAUGAUUUAGCACCUGCAGCGACCCUUAGACACCAUGGACCGCCUCACUUUAGAGGAAUAUCCGCGAACGAAGCUGCGUUAUUGGGGGGAGAAGACUUCUACGAUGAUGUAAAUUAUUUCGAUCAUCAUCAAGACAUGCGGUUGGACAUAGAGGACAUGUCAUAUGAGGAGCUUCUUGCUUUGAGUGACGAGAUUGGAACUGUGAAGACUGGCUUGUCAGAAGAAGAAGUUAAAGACCUUCUGAAAAGAAGAACCUCUUUAUCGACCAGAAUCAACACAGAAGAAGCUCCAUCAACCGAUCGAGAAACCGAUUCUUGCACUAUAUGCCAGGAAAACUACAAGAACAAAGAUAAGAUCGCAACGCUGGAUUGCAAGCACGAGUACCAUGCAGAAUGCUUGAAGAAGUGGUUGGUUAUCAAGAACGUUUGUCCAAUCUGUAAAUCAGAGGCACUGGCAACAGAGAAGAAGAAGAUACGUUUAAGUAGAGGAGAAGAGGUUGUUGCAGAUUCAACCUAA